This is a messenger RNA of Nerophis lumbriciformis (worm pipefish), 2826 nucleotides long. The record is from RefSeq and is a predicted model, not a curated record. NCBI's taxonomy places the organism in Eukaryota, Metazoa, Chordata, Actinopteri, Syngnathiformes, Syngnathidae.
CCUACUUGCUCUCCUACUUCAGUGCCCUGAGGUUGUGAUCUGUCGGCUGCCCGCGGCCAAGCUGGCGUCCAGGACCCUGCAGAGCCUCAGAGACCUUGGACGCGUGCAGGGAAACCUGACAUGUGGCUUUAGAACUUGGAGAGGGUGCGUCUUUGCUGGACACCCCCACUAGAACUUGGAGAGGGUGCAUCUUUGCUGGACACCCCCACUAGAACUUGGAGAGGGUGCAUCUUUGCUGGACACCCCCACUCGGGUGUAUCUUUGCUGGACACCCCCACUAGAACUUGGAGAGGGUGCAUCUCUGCCGGACACCCCCACUAGGGUGCAUCUUUGCUGGACACCCCCACUAGGACACCCCCCACUAGAACUUGGAGAGGGUGCAUCUCUGCUGGACACCCCCACUAGGGUGCAUCUUUACUGGACACCCCCACUAGGACACCCCCCACUAGAACUUGGAGAGGGUGCGUCUUUACUGGACACCCCCCACUAGGGUGCAUCCUUGCUGGACACCCCCACUAGAACUUGGAGAGGGUGCAUCUUUACUGGACACCCCCACUAGAACUUGGAGAGGGUGCAUCUUUACUGGACACCCCCACUAGGGUGCAUCUUUGCUGGACACCCCCACUAGGGUGCAUCUUUGCUGGACACCCCCACUAGGGUGCGUCUUUACUGGACACCCCCACUAGGGUGCGUCUUUGCUGGACACCUUGGAUUGUUCUCCCCCUAAAGUCUUCCCUGACAAUGGAGCCUCUGCUAAAUGGGGCUACGUCUGGGGAAGAAUCUCAGCUCGCUGAGGAAGAAGAGGAGGUGGACCCAAGAAUUCAAGGAGAACUGGAGAAGUUGAACCAGUCCACAGAUGACAUCAACCGCUUGGAGACAGAACUGGAGGAAUUUCGUCAGCGGUUCCGUGCGGUUCUGGUGGAAGCAACGGUCAAGCUAGACGAGCAGGUGAAGAAAAUCGGCCGUGCUGUGGAUGACUCCAAACCAUACUGGGAAGCACGCAAAGUGACCAGACAGGCCCAGCUUGAAGCCCAGAAGGCCACCCAGGAGUUCCAGCGUGCGGUGGAGAUCCUGCGGGCCGCCAAGGAGACCAUCGCCCUGGCCGAGGAGAGACUGCUGGAGGAGGACAGUCGCCACUUUGACUCGGCCUGGCAGGAAAUGCUCAACCACGCCACUCAGAGGGUGAUGGAGGCGGAGCAGAGCAGAGUCCACAGCGAGGCGGAGCACAAGAAGACGGCGGUGAAGCACGACAUGUGUGUCAGUCACAUGAAGCAAGUGGAGAAGAAAGUCAAACGCUCCAUCAGCAAAUCCAAGCCAUAUUUUGAACUGAAGGCCAAGUAUUAUCUCCAGCUCCAGGAACUGAAGCGUCACGUAGACGAACGUCAGGCCAAGCUGGGAGCAGCAAAGGCCGAGUAUCGUGCGGCCCUACGCAGCCUGGAGAGCAUCUCCGAGGAGAUCCACGCCCAGCGCCGCUCCGUGGCCAUGGGCACCCGAGAGCGAGGCGUGGGCUCAGAGGGCGACGGCGAGGACGUGGACAGCUUUAAGAUGGAUUCUGACGGCCUGUCGAUGGUGUCGCUGUCAAUGGAUGACACUCACAGUAGCGGCUCAGAGGAGGACGCCGCCACCACGCCCUCCCUCUCCUCCUCGUCUGGUGCUGGCGCCCUGGAGGAGUUACCCAGCCCGUGUGGCGCUCACGGCCCAGACUCACUGUGUGCUGGUGGGCAUGGCUCGCCACUCCUGGGCCCUCGGAGCCAAUGCAGCGGGGCGUCCUCUCCAGACUGCGACCAGGAGAGAGGGGAGCGAGCAGAGGCGACGUCAGAGCUUCACUCGACUGUCGCACCAACACAGAAAGCAAUAAACUCUCCUCCGCGACCGCCGUUCUGCUGCCAAACUGCGUUUGACCACAGCAAAUCCUUGCCAUGACCAUCAGCCUGGCAUCGUGAUGACGUCAGUGGCUAGGACUUCAUCCACCUCCUCUUCUUGCGCGCCACCCUGUGGUUUUGUGUUGUACUGCAGGUAAAAAUGUUACAGGAAGGGAACAUCAUGGGAGUUACACACAUUUAUUGUGAUUAGAAAACAUGUUUUUAAUGACAUUGUAGUGCGAGAGCAAAUGUUUUUUUAAUGCUCGUAUAUCAUUAUAUAGUGCAGCUAUGCUAUAUUUAUAUUCUUGUAUGUGUUUAACACAGAAUAAGCAAUAAACUUGUGUUUCAUGUCACAUUUUCACUGCUCUAAAAGUUUCUAUGAAUUCAACUAAUGCAUGCAUACUUGAAUGGACAUUGUUCCAUUGUCGUCCAUACUAACUUCUUUUAUUUACCAGCUGUUAUAGUGUCAUUUGCUUUUGCAAUCUCGCCACUCCAACACGGCAAAUCAAACCUUUGCAUCGUCUCAAAUGUGCAAAUCAAACCUUUGCAUUGUCUCAAAUGUGCAAAUCAAACCUUUGCAUUGUCUCAAAUGUGCAAAUCAAACCUUUGCAUUGUCUCAAAUGUGCAAAUCAAACCUUUGCAUUGUCUCAAAUGUGCAAAUCAAACCUUUGCAUUGUCUCAAAUGUGCAAAUCAAACCUUUGCAUUGUCUCAAAUGUGCUGCUUGCAGAAUUAGGAGCUGCCUUCAUUGUUGACGUCACAGUAUUGUCAACACUGGCAUCGAGCUGGAGGUUUUAAAUGUGACAGAAUGUCCGAAUAGAUCAUCUUGAAUAAACUACUCUGCUGAUUGAAAGACACACAUCUAUGUUAAGUAAUCGAGACAAAAAGUAUCGUUUUACAUGGAAAAAAACCCUCACGAUUGGGCAAAUUGUAUGCCCGGAAGUGGGUGAUCACAUGAUGCGUAGU